This is a messenger RNA of Colossoma macropomum (tambaqui), 2051 nucleotides long. It is a transcript of the gene sec22a, whose product is annotated as SEC22 homolog A, vesicle trafficking protein. The transcript is spliced from 7 exons. Gene Ontology annotation, biological process: endoplasmic reticulum to Golgi vesicle-mediated transport. NCBI's taxonomy places the organism in Eukaryota, Metazoa, Chordata, Actinopteri, Characiformes, Serrasalmidae. The coding region runs from base 165 to 1076 and encodes 303 amino acids. The record is from RefSeq and is a predicted model, not a curated record.
UCAGCCACGUCAGCGCUCCUGUAUGGCUCCAUCCUCCCUCAGCGGAGAGAACAGCUACAAACAAGCGGACAGAAUGAUGCUUAUUUUUGGACUUCAGCGGCUGCGAGUGCAAAACUGAGUCCCGUUUAUGCAGGACAUGCCUCUGCACAGGUUUUAGCUGGAAGAUGUCUAUGGUCCUGUUUGCCUCUGUGGUGCGGGUGAGGGACGGCCUGCCUCUCUCUGCCUCCACUGACUAUGAGCAGGACAAAGGGCUGCAGGAGACCAAGAAGCACCUCAAAGGCCUGUCAAAAAAACUCAGCCAGUUCCCCGACCGCUGCUCUCUCAAAACAGGCCAAUACCAUGUCAAUUUCACAAGUUCUCUGGGAGUGGGCUACUUGAUGGUAUGCACAGAGAACUAUCCCAAUGUCUUGGCGUUCUGUUUCCUGGAUGAGUUGCAAAGAGAGUUCAUUGUCACAUAUGACACCAAGCGCAUUAACAGCGCUGUCAGGCCGUACUCCUUCAUCGAGUUUGACAACUUCAUUCAGAAGACCAAGCAGCGCUACAACAGCCCACGGUCUCUCUCCACUAAGAUCAAUCUGGCUGAUAUGCAGACGGAGAUCAAGCUGCGGCCUCCAUACCAGCUCACUCCUGAGGACCUGGGCUCAAUCAAUGGCUUCUCUCACAACACCACCUCCAAAUAUAAAGGCAUAGCUCCUAAUCAAAUGUUGGAGCCUGUCACCUUGUCAGGCAUUGUGGCAUGUGUCCUAAGUGUUUUGUGCGGUGCGCUCAAUUUGCUCCGGGGAGUCCAUGCCAUUGAGAGCAUAUUACAGAACGAGGACGAAGACUUUAAUUACGUAAUUGCCUUUUUCCUGGGUACGGCAGCCUGUCUUUAUCAGUGUUACUUAUUUGCAUACUUCUCAGUCUGGAGAAACAUCAAGUCAUUCCUGGCCUUUGCUCUGAUCUGCCUGUGCAACAUGUACCUGUAUGAACUGCGCAACGUGUGGCAGGUCCUCUUCCAUGUGACGGUGGGGGCCUUCAUCACUCUGCAGAUCCGCCUGAGGCAGCCACAGGGUAAAGCUCCAGACUAUAAUGUCUGAAAAUGCACCUAACCUGCUGAGAGUCCAGGGAAACAUACACAUGGCCUCCCUCCACACCAUCAUCUGCAUCUGCAGUCUCCUACACAGCUUAGGACUGUAAGGGAAACACCAGGACACUGAAUGAUGUGAGUUUCACCAUAUGUUUAGGACUAAAGAAGUCCCCUUUCAGUAAGACUCUGCAGUGAGUUGGGUGUUAACAGCUGUGGUAGAGUCUGACUGUAGGAGGCAUCAUACUUAAUCAGCUAAUUGCUCUGGUUAUCCUAAAAUAUGUGCAUUUCUUCAUCAUUUUAGCAUUUUGUUACAAAAUUUGAAAGUGCACAGAUUUGCAUAUAAUGUUAGUUUGAAUAGUAGGUAUUAAUUUAUAUUUUUGUUAAUUGAUGUAUCUGCAUUUUUUUAUGGCAUCUUUUGUGAUUAGAGAUGAUUGUUAAAGCAAACAAUUAUGCAAAGACUUUCUGGAUCUUCAUACAGAUAAAAUGUACAAAUAGCACACAUACAGGCAAGUCACAGAGACCAUUUCCUUUUUAUAUUGUACUCAUUCAUGCAUGCACACGCAUCCCAAACUUUAGUGUCAUAUUUUAUAUACUUCCAAGCUGCUGUCAUCAGUCAUUCUUACCCCUAAAGCACAUUCAGACAUGAGCAUGAUAUGUUCUGCUACAGCUGUCUCAGUAGACUUUGUGCUGCCUGAAGCUUCGCUGGCUGCUGAUAGAUUCCACUCUCCUUCACAGCCGAGGAGUGGCCUGCUGAUGUAUAGACUGAUAUAUACACUGUUUGCCACCUGAGGCUUUUGGCUGCCUCACUUCGCUGAGCCUCCACUGGUGUGCACCAGCGCCGGCAAGCAAAACUCUGACAAUUGAAUGAAUGAAUACGGUUAUAUUUGUGUCUGCAUCUGGAUUGUUCAAAAGAAGUCAUGUCCAACAGAUGAGUGUUUUUGAAUCUGCGAGACCUUCAGUAAAGACAAGUUUGACUUUCUAAGAA